AUGGAGCUGGAUAAAGCCUACGCGACACCCCGAGCCGGCCGCACAGGACAUGGAGGCGUGAAUCAGCUGGGGGGUGUUUUUGUGAACGGCCGCCCUCUCCCAGAUGUCGUUCGCCAAAGGAUCGUGGAGCUCGCCCACCAAGGGGUCCGGCCGUGUGACAUCUCCCGGCAGCUCCGCGUCAGCCACGGCUGUGUCAGCAAAAUACUCGCAGGUAAAGGGGGACGGUAUUAUGAAACCGGGAGUAUUAAGCCUGGAGUGAUUGGAGGAUCAAAACCAAAGGUCGCCACACCCAAAGUCGUUGAAAAAAUUGCAGAGUACAAACGCCAAAAUCCCACCAUGUUUGCCUGGGAGAUCAGGGACAGACUCCUUGCUGAGCGGGUGUGUGACAACGACACCGUGCCCAGUGUCAGCUCCAUUAACAGGAUCAUAAGGACCAAGGUGCAGCAGCCACCCAAUCAGCAGGUCCCAGCUUCCAGUCACAGCAUAGCCUCCACAGGAUCGGUCACCCAGGUGUCCUCCGUGAGCACUGACUCUGCUGGCUCGUCCUACUCCAUCAGCGGCAUCCUGGGCAUCGCCUCCCCCGGCACCGAGAGCAACAAGCGCAAGCGGGACGAAGGUAUUCAGGAAUCUCCAGUACCAAAUGGCCAUUCUCUACCGAGCAGAGAUUUUCUCCGGAAGCAGAUGCGAGGAGACCUUUUCACCCAGCAGCAGCUAGAAGUGUUGGAUCGUGUCUUUGAGAGACAACAUUAUUCUGACAUUUUCACAACAACUGAGCCCAUCAAGCCAGAGCAGUGGUGCUCCAUGCUGAUGAGACAGUGCGUGGUACAACCGCAGGCAGUCAUUUUUCAGGCAACAGAAUACUCAGCCAUGGCCUCACUAGCUGGUGGAUUGGAUGACAUGAAGGCCAAUAUAACCAGCCCUACUUCAGCAGAUUUGGGAGCAAGUGUUCCUGGGCCUCAGUCCUAUCCUAUUGUCACAGGUCGCGAGCUGGCAAGUACAACCCUCCCAGGAUACCCUCCACACGUCCCUCCUGCUGGACAGGGCAGCUACUCCGCUCCAGCACUGACAGGAAUGGUGCCUGGGAGCGAGUUUUCUGGGAGCCCAUACAGCCACCCACAAUAUUCAACAUACAACGACUCCUGGAGGUUUCCCAACCCUGGACUCCUGGGCUCCCCCUACUACUACAGCGCUACAGCCCGUGGAGCAGCCGCACCAGCUGCUGCCGCCGCCUACGACCGCCACUGA
This is a messenger RNA of Agelaius phoeniceus (red-winged blackbird), 1245 nucleotides long. Lineage: Eukaryota; Metazoa; Chordata; Aves; Passeriformes; Icteridae. The record is from RefSeq and is a predicted model, not a curated record.